AUCGCGCAAGGGUGAAGAUCAGCAGCCGAGGCAGCGGCUCUGACUAAGCAUUACCAAGGUUACUAGGGACUGACAUGCUCCAUGUCAACGCUGACACUGAAACCCGCAGCGUCGAUUCAUGCUGCUGUGCCAGGAUUAGGAGCGGAUUCCACAAUGCCACAUCGACCCGAUAGUCCGGCGGGCCCUCGCUCUGCUCCACACGAGCACCCAGAGGCCAUGGAACUAGCAGACUUUCAAGCAGAUACUGAAGGAUUUCCAAACCAGACGACAACAGGGCCGCCCAUUGACGGCGGACGCGAGGCGUGGCGCCUUCUUCUCGCUGCGUUCGUCUUCGAAUCGCUUCUCUGGGGAUUCCCGCUCAGUUUUGGUGUCUUUCAAGAGUAUUACACGUCGAUUGCGGAGUUCCGCAACAGCCCGUACAUCUCCAUCGUCGGUACUACGGCGUCGGGCAUAUCGUAUCUCGGCGCGCCGUUGGUGAUACCAUUCAUCCGCCGGUGGUCGGGGUACAGGACGCACAUGAUCCUUGUUGGCUGGCCGUUGUGCAUCGUGGGGCUCGUGGCAGGGUCUUUUGCGGAUUCCCUGGGCCCUCUGAUCCUCACCCAAGGAGUCCUGUAUGGAAUUGGCUUCAUCAUAUUCUACUACCCGAUCCUGUCCAUGGUCGACGAGUACUGGGUCCGUCGGCGAGGCAUGGCGUAUGGCCUGCUGUGCAGCGCCUCCGGUGUCAGUGGGGCGGUGACGCCGUUGAGUCUCCAAGCGCUCCUGCACAAGUACGGCCACAAGACGACGCUGAGGGGUGUCGCGGUGUUUCUGUUCGUUGCAACGGGCCCGUUGAUACCGCUGCUCAAGGGCAGACCCGGCCAGCAACAGUCGGUGAGGCUCAGAACAGACUGGUCGUUCUUCAGGACCCCGCUGUUCUGGAUCUACAGCGUCAGCAACCUCCUCAUGGGCCUGGGCUACUUCUUCCCCGCGCUCUUCCUGCCCUCGUACGCAAGGUCGCUCGGCCUGAGCGCCUCGGCCGGCGCGCUACUGCUAGCGCUUAUGAGCAUCUCGCAGGUCGCAGGCCAGUUCACGUUUGGCUGGCUGUCGGACAGGCGCACGUCUGUCAACGCGCUUAUCAGCACGUCGGCCGCAGUCGCAGCCAUCGCGACGUUGGGCGCGUGGGGCGUUGCGCGCUCGAUGGCGCCGCUCGUUGUGUUUGCACUGCUGUACGGCUUCUUUGGCGCUGGGUACACGGCCAUGUGGGCCCGCAUGGUGACGGCGGUCAGCGAGGAGCCGGCGGCGGCGCAGGCCAUGUUCGGCAUGUUCAACUUUGGCAAGGGCGUGGGCAAUAUCGCGGCGGGGCCCAUCAGUGCUGGGCUGCUGGGGUGGGCGCGCGGUGACGCGGGAUACGGGCUUGGGACGUACAAGGCCGUGGUGCUGUUCACGGGCGUGUGUCUGCUGCUGAGUGCUGGCAGCCUGGCGACGGUUCAUGUCAGACCCAAGAUGUCGUGAUUGUACAUCGUACUGCAACUUGGCGCUGUUGUAGGAUUCUGUCCGGGUUUGUUGCAGCCAAUGAGCAGAGCGGCUAAUGUGUUAAUCCGUUUAAGCACAUAUAUUGCAACAGGAAAGAGAAUUGAUGAGAUCAUUGACCUUCGUGUCUAAUGCCAUUUCGUCAAGUGGGUGGUCGGACGUGCCAGGUGCUGUGCAGAGCAUCACUGGCAAAGCUCGUGCUUGGAUGAGUCGGACCGUUGCUCCUACCGGUGUGAUGAUAUCAUACACGUAUGAUUCGAACCAUGACUUCCAAGUACAAUUCACCCGUAUGCGCCGAAACGUGACUUCCGAGUGUAGC
Messenger RNA from Boeremia exigua, 1828 nucleotides. Its product is annotated as major facilitator superfamily domain-containing protein. Gene Ontology annotation, cellular component: fungal-type vacuole membrane. The record is from RefSeq and is a predicted model, not a curated record. The transcript has a single exon. Gene Ontology annotation, molecular function: transmembrane transporter activity. Gene Ontology annotation, biological process: transmembrane transport. Lineage: Eukaryota; Fungi; Ascomycota; Dothideomycetes; Pleosporales; Didymellaceae. Bases 82 to 1491 code for a protein of 469 amino acids.